Molecule: messenger RNA, 3425 nt
Organism: Pocillopora damicornis (cauliflower coral)
Lineage: Eukaryota; Metazoa; Cnidaria; Anthozoa; Scleractinia; Pocilloporidae
Product: endosome/lysosome-associated apoptosis and autophagy regulator family member 2
Cellular component (GO): membrane
Source: RefSeq, a predicted model, not a curated record
AUUUGAAAAGCAUACACUCCCGGCAAGAAGACUUCUUUACGACCGCAAUUCGAGAGAAGAUUCGCCUUGUACCUGGCGUCAAUCGACAUUUUUUAAAGUGAUAAAGAUUCACUCUCUUGAAGGAUGAAGAGCAGAUACAUGUUGCUGCUUGUUAGCUUGGCUAUUCUGCCUUUGUACUUACACGGCGAAAAAUGCACACAGGAUCAAAUCACUUACGAUUUUACCGAAUGCGAUUCGGCCGAAGGAAGAUGGCGAGUUGCUGUUCCUAAAAAAGAUGGAGACUGCACUGUUGAAGGCGAAGUACCCGUGCGGCAAAAGGGGUGUUCUUUCACAUGUGAUCCAGGGCAUUAUGUUGAUGUGACUAGUAAGACCCUGGAGUGUAAAGCUUGUGCUAAAGGAACAUACAGUGUUGGAGGAGGGGUGCGCUUCAGCGACUGGGAUAAACUUCCAACUGGAUUUGAGAGUCGCACAGUAGAUGAGCAUUAUCAGGAAUAUGGAUAUGACAAUGAAUACUUCAAAGAAACAAGUGGAGCUAACUGCUCAAAGACUGGAUGGUUACCAUCAGGUGACAGUAUCAUGUCACCAGAAGAUGAAUGCACCUCAGAACUGUCAUAUGCCGUCACUCUAGAAAGAGAUGGUCAUGUGCAAUUUGAUUAUUACUACACUGAUGACAUCUAUACUGUUUUCCGUGUAUUUGUAAGAAAUGAUCAGUGCAAAGUUUCUAGUCUGGAUAAAGAGGAUAAGUUCCCUCCACGUACUACAAACAGUGAAUGGGGAACAACCAAGAUUGAUUUGAAAGCUGGUAGGAAUGUCAUAAAUUGGCAAGUUACAGCAAUCACCUAUGGCUCUCAUGACAGACGAGAACCUGUUUACAUCAGAAGCAUUGAAAUUCAAGGGGUGUCUUAUACAUCAGAGUGCACACCAUGUGAAGCAGGAUAUUACAACAGUGAGGAAGCCCAAGGAAGUUGUAAAAUGUGUCCUGCAAAUACCUUUUCUGCCCCUGGUGCUACAGAGUGCUCAAAAUGUAAUGAGGUCACUGAAUAUGCUGCUCGUGGAGCAAGGAAUUGUACAUUAAGGAAGCCAUGCACAGAGCAAGACUACUACGACAUUCGCACAGCAUGUGAUAGUGAACACAAGACCCAAGUGAAGUAUAUGUGGAUAGAACCAAAGAUCUGUAGAGAUGAUGUGGAUGGAGCUAAGAAGUUGCCUGCAUCUGGCGUGAAGGAAGAUUGUCCUCCUUGUAACCCUGGAAUGCAUCUUAACGGCACAGGCGAAAGCAGUUCUUGUGUCUUUUGUCCUGUCAAUGAAUUCAGUGAUGGCAAAGCAGAGUGUAAGAAGUGUCCAGUGUCCACUGAGCCAGUUUAUGGGCAUCACCUCACAUGGUGGCAUAGUGUUCCAGAAAAUUUAAGAGCCACUUGUUUCUCUAUGUCAGAUCGUGGAUGCACCACAAAGCAGGGCUGGCAGCCUCGUGGAAACUACCUUGACAGUGGUAUCAAUCAAGCAGAUGAUGUCUACAUGACACUGAAACUUCCUGUAGAAGGCUUUGGAAGUCCUGAGGGUCUCAAAAAUCCCAAACGUGGCCAGUUUGGUGUUGUGGAGUUUGUCUUUGAAUUGAUAUGUGAUGGAGAGUGUACUUUUAAAUUCAAAGAGAAGCCACAGUCUAAAACUACAAAUGUGAUUCAAACAUGGAAAGGGAGAAAUGGAAAGCAGAAGUACAGCUACAUCAUUUCCUCACCGAGGGAAACUCAGUUUAUCUGGACAUUUCAAAAACAGAGUUCCUACUCAUUUAGUGAUGAUCAACUGUCUUACACCUAUGGUGGUGAUCGAGUGAAGAUUUACUCCAUUACUGUGAACAACACCAUCGAUGGAGGUGCUGAUCAUUGCCGAUCCUGUCCAGUAUCUUCAGGGAGUGGAUGUAUAAGCUGUCCCAAGGGUAACUAUGUGGAUACUGAGAAGCACAAAUGUGUGCCAUGCCCUAUAGGCACCUAUUUGAACACCAAUGACCCAUAUGGAUCUAAAGCUUGUGUCAAAUGUGGACCAGGUUUAACCAGUGAGGCGGGAUCCACCAUGUGUCAUUCUGACUGUUUCUAUACCUCCAUCAAGCAUAUGCGACAAUUUAACUUUACUGGUCUCCAAGGACCUCAGAGCGUUGCCACUGGUCCUUCGUUCACCAAGCGUGGCUUCCGGUACUAUCACCUCUUCAACAUGAAUUUGUGUGGACAUCCAUACAAAAUGGCAAAGUGUCACAAUAACAUCAGUCUUUCCACUGGCAAAUCAGAAGCCUAUAAUUUGACUUCACCUGUUUGCCGCAUGACCGUUGUUCCUGACCCAGUUCUGAUGACUACACAGACAUUAAGCAUUGCAGACCGCCUUGAAGGCAUUUAUGAAGACAUUGCCGACAAUAAGACCAACGAAACUUCAGUAUUCGCUGGAAAAGAAGUGAAAAACACCUCAACCUUUUUCUUGUUCAAGUUCCACGGUGACAAACCCACUCAAGCCUGCCCUAAUGGCCGGUCAGUUUGGACAACAGUGCUGUGUGAUCCUAAAGUAGGAAAGGGUUCGUUUGAGUUGCCCUCCAAAUGCCCGGAUGGUACCUGUGAUGGCUGCCGGUUUGAGAUCCUGUGGCGCACGCCUCAUGCGUGUCCAACCUGUUCGCAAUUUGAUUACCGCAAAGUAAUUUCCUCUUGUGAGAGUGGAAAGAAGAAGACUACAUACAUGUGGAAAGAACCAAGAGUUUGCCAAGGAGGUGUUCCCUUACCUGCAGAACGAGAAACCAAAUGCAGUAUUUUUGAACAAUCAGUUGGCUCAGCUAUGAGGGACUUCAAGAUUGUGAUUGCUGUUGUUGCUGCUCUUGUUGUGCUGAUGAUCUGCGCAGUCUUUGGCUUGUGGUACAAUAACCGAAAGCUGACAUACAAGUAUCAUCGCCUGGUAAAUAAGAGUGGUGAUAAUUCUGGUGAGUUGCCAGGUGUGGAGAGAUGUGUGGUGGACGACGACGAAGAGGACGAAGAAGAGGUUCACUUUAAAGUCGGUAAGGACCGCGGUAAGAAGAUUCUGAAGAAAAUAAAGGACAUGGCCAGUGGUGGAAAGAAGAAGGAGAAGGUUACAUUUGAUGACGAAGACGAUGAAUAUUUUGAGUCUGUUCACCUGGAGCCUGGGAAAGACGCACUCGUCGGCGACUUCCAGUAAACAUGAAACUCGACACAUAAGACAUGCUGUUAUGCAGUCACAUGAAAUUCAAUCAUCAUAGAAUUGAACCUCUUGUCUUCACCGCUAUUCCACCGUCAAUACAAAUCAAGUAGUUGAAGGAGCAGUAAACUAAAGAAGCUACGUCACUGUGUUUAGUUUUUGCGCCGUGCAAAACCCACCUUCAUAUUUCAGAAGGCUAUAAAAUAUUAGCUCUGUAGGUUUGAAAAAACGCAAAGGAA